Messenger RNA from Trichoderma virens Gv29-8, 1305 nucleotides. RefSeq lists its product as uncharacterized. The transcript has 4 exons. Gene Ontology annotation, molecular function: oxidoreductase activity, acting on paired donors, with incorporation or reduction of molecular oxygen; iron ion binding; monooxygenase activity. The annotation marks the transcript as partial. The record is from RefSeq and is a predicted model, not a curated record. NCBI's taxonomy places the organism in Eukaryota, Fungi, Ascomycota, Sordariomycetes, Hypocreales, Hypocreaceae.
AAAAAACAUCCAGUGGGACCCAAGCCAUGGCCCGUGAUCGGAAACUUGUUUAUCUUCUCGAAAAUAGCCGACACCAAGGACCAAACACUUGCCUCACUGACAAAAGAAUUCGGUGGUCUUUGCAUGCUCUGGCUAUUCUCGCAGCCAAUGUUGAUUGUGAACAAGCUGGCAGAUGCUAAAGAAUUGAUGGAUAAGCGAGGAGCCAUCUUCUCCGACAGGCCAAAAAUGAAUAUCUUCGUAGAAAGGGUUUGGCCAAACAUGUUGCCACUCAAAGGCAUUGGAGAAGACUUCAGAUUUUUGAGGCGGGUCUAUAUCGAUUUGCUCAGCGCCAAAACAUCACAAUCAGUGAGAAAGUAUCAAGAAUACGAGUCGAGAAUGAUGCUUCGUGAUUUAUAUAACGCUCCUGAAGAUUUUAGAGCCCAUACGGAACGAUAUUCAAUGAGCGUGAUUUUUAGUGCGGUAUAUGGAGUAAGAAUCAGCCGGCUCGACUAUCCAAUUAUUGACGAACUCUUCAAUAUUAUAGACUCUGUGAUAAAACACUUUCUGCCGGGAAGCUUGCUGGUUGACUAUCUACCAAUUCUCGAGAGACUACCUGAGUAUCUCCAGCCCUGGCUUUGGACUGCGAAAUCCUUACGCAGUCGUGAAGAUGCGCUUCACAAUGGUUUUUUAGCCGUCCUCAAAAAACGGAUAGAGGCUGGAGCGGAAUCCUAUUGCUUUGGUAUUGAUGUUUUGAAACUUCAACAGAAAAGUGGACUUGACGAUAAACUUACGCUAGACAUUCUUAAAGCAAUAAUUGUGGUUGGUUCCGAAACAACCAGCAGCAUGAUGCAAUCUGCUUUCAAAGUCUUGGCCAUGAAUCCUGAGGCCCAAAAAAAGGCACAAGAAGAACUGGACCGGGUAGUAGGACCAUUACGCCUGCCAACCUGGGAAGAUAGUUCCAACCUUCCCUACAUUCGGGCCCUCAUAAAAGAGCUUCAUAGAUUUGCUCCUCUUUUCGCUAUUGGGCUGCCACAUGCUUCUACAGAAGAAGUCAGCUACAAGGGACUCACGAUUCCAAAAACCACUGUAAUGCCGAAUAUGCUUGCUCUUUCAAGAGAUCCUGAACGAUACGACGAUCCGGAUAAGUUUGAACCGGAGCGAUUUCUUGGCGAUGAUCUUGACGCUUUCACUAGCGCUAAACAGGCAGAUUUCCACAAGCGAGACCAUGUCAACUAUGGCUGGGGUCGUCGACUCUGCCAAGGCAUUCAUCUUGCUGAAAAUUCGAUAUACAUGCAAAUUUCUCGUCUUCUGUGGGCGUUCGACAUU